Messenger RNA from Bufo gargarizans (Asiatic toad), 576 nucleotides. Its product is annotated as vexin-like. The coding region runs from base 1 to 576 and encodes 191 amino acids. NCBI's taxonomy places the organism in Eukaryota, Metazoa, Chordata, Amphibia, Anura, Bufonidae. The transcript is spliced from 5 exons. The record is from RefSeq and is a predicted model, not a curated record.
AUGGAAGACUUUGAUGCUAUGCCAUUAUACAUGUGGAUGGGGCUGCCAAAAACUAUGGAUGGUGGUUCAUCAAUCACAAACUGCCAGUUCCGCUAUUUAAUGGUAAUUGAUCCUCACUGGACAAAGAAGUAUCUUCCCCAGCAAACUGAUCUUCUACAUGUUCUAUGCAAAAGUGAAGACGUUUGGAGGCUUCCUCCACCAGAACCAUUUAGACGUCGCCGCUCUACAAAGCAUAAUGUGUGUAUGGAAAUCAAAACACCAAAAUCUGCCAAGACUAAGCCAAACGUGCCACUUCCAAAUAAACCUCUUCCCUUGCCAUCGCCAGCCCUCAGUGUGACCAAACAGACUGCCAGAACUUUGCCUACAGCCCACGUCACUCCUGUCACAGUAGGGUGCCAUGAUCCAAGGCUUGUUGACUCUGAAGAGGACAUUAUCUCUGAAAAUGAGGCCUAUUUGCCCCUAACUGCCGACUGCACGCCAAAGAAAUCACCAAGCUUACUCCAGAAAAUGGGCUUAAAGUUCAGGAAGUCUGUGGAGUAUAUUGGUGCUUCAAAUGGUGCCUUUCAGGAAGACUGA